Molecule: messenger RNA, 819 nt
Organism: Pisolithus orientalis
Lineage: Eukaryota; Fungi; Basidiomycota; Agaricomycetes; Boletales; Pisolithaceae
Exons: 2
Coding region: 1-819 (272 amino acids)
Source: RefSeq, a predicted model, not a curated record
AUGCAUUUAGAGUCUGUGCAUGAGAUGUUCACUUACCUUGAGUCUUGCUAUGGCUCGAUCCCAAGGCCUGCAAGCUGGAGGGCAGUUGAAGAUGCUGUGCAAAGUGAUGACUGGCACAAACCUUCACUUGCACUAGAGAAAACUAGUGCAACUCCACAAAAUAUCCUCCUUGACCUAUUGGCCACCCUCAAUGGUGAAAGGGACAACAUGCAGCUGUUGUCCAAGCCUGUAGCAGUCACACCUACCCUAAAUGGGCCUUUGGAGCUGGAGAUGGAGGUAGUGCCAUGCAAAGCAGGCAGUGGCCAGAUGGAUGAACCUGAAGACACAAACCCAGAAGUGUCAAACAGCCAUAUAGACAAGACCAGCACUAUAGGCACAUGUGGUCAACUUGUCAACAUGACAAGGGAUCUACAUCUAUUCAAACCCAGCAGUGAGACUUUUGAUCUUGCAAUUAAUUCUACAAAUCUCAAGGACAGUUGCAUCAUUGAAACUACACUACAAAUGCCUGUUGAACAUGAUCAGUGUAUCCAGACAUGCAGUGGUCUGAUUGCUGACAUACCUGACCCUCUGAGUGCCCAUGUUGCAUGCUCAAAUUUGUCCACUCAAUGUCCUGGCCAAGUCUUUGGUACUAUGAACACAGAAUGCAAGUUAGCACAAGCACAAACAUUUGAUAAUGGAGAAGUCACCUUACCACAUCCUCAUGAAGUGCAAAUGACCCCUCUGAACCUGAAUGUGCCUGCUAAUGAGCCAAAAUGGCUCCAGGACCCUCAAGAGGCCAAGUGGCCCCAGCCUGAACAAGAUCACAUGCAAGCAAUGUGA